AUGUUUGCAAUGUUUUUACCAAGAACUAUGCCAGCAUUACGAUCAUGGGCAGUAACGUUCGUUGUGAUCAUCUUCGCUUGUGUGCAAAUAAGUACUGCAGCUAAGCUGGUUUUAGAAGCUGAACAUGGAGGUGAUGUGGCACGUUACAAGGUCAUUAAAAAAAAUGUCCCUUUGGAAUUGAAAUGUAAUAUAGAUGAACCAGGUUUCACCAUUACAUGGCAAAAGGAUGGAGAAGAAUUAAAAGAUUAUCCAGUAACCACAGAGCCCUUUAAAGACGGCAAAGAAACGAGCAUACUGAAGAUUCUGAAACCCGUAGAUUUAGAUGCUGGUCUUUAUACAUGUGUAGCUAAAAACAAUGCUACAGUUGAAGCUGAUGGUUUGAAGGAUUCAGUUCAAGUAGUUUCCCUGCCAAUGGGGAGUCUGGAGCAAGACAUAAUUGUUGUGGAAGGGGAGAAGCUUACUCUGGAUUGCCAGCCGACUGGCAUUCCUACACCAAAAGUCACCUGGUAUUUCAUGAAAGAUGGCAAUAACACAUUGAACACCAGUAAUGAACGUUACAAGUUUUUACCUCACAACAACGUUACGAAUGCAGUCUUGGAAAUUAGGGAUGUGCAGAUGAGUGACCGUGGUGAAUACAGAUGUGUUUUGGCAAACACUGCUACCAUGUUUGUUGGACCAGAUGUUACUUUAAAAACAAACGUUCGUGUAAAAGACAAGUUGGCUGCCCUGUGGCCUUUCCUGGGCAUCUGUGCUGAGGUGAUCGUGUUGUGUGCUAUCAUCUUCAUUUAUGAGAAGAAGCGCAACAAGGCUGAAUUGGAUGAAAGUGACACUGACAACAGUCCUGAACAGAAAAACACCCCUGAUCAUGGAAAGGAUUCUGUUCGUCAGAGGAAGUGAAGCGUAUAUGACACAGGGUUGCUUUGUUUUCGUGGGAAAUAAAGUAAUUAGCUAAGUGGAUGAUGCCUUCUAUAUUUCCAGAAAGUAGAUAAUUACACAUAAUGUUAAGUUCUAUAAGGUGUAUGCUGCCAACAGAAAUGGUACUUGUACUUAGUAAAAAGAAUGUGUUGUAUGCAGUUAAAGGACAGUGGUCUCGAGUUAUUGUGUUCCACAUGUAACUGGGUACCAAACCUUGGAACAUGGUUUUCCUCAUUUGCAAGUUUGUUAACAACAGUUUGAGAGUUUAAUAACUUACUGUGAACAUUUAUAUAAAUAUUGCACAGCAAGUUGUUUGGAUCGUCUGUUGGUGAAAAUUCUUUGUAGAUUUUUUUGCUUGUAGAUCAGUUGUAAUUGAUAGAGCUUGUGUGCGCAAUGUGGACAGCCCCCUUGGCAAUGUUUCAUUGUUAAGUGGCAAGUGGGUUGAAUUAAUUAUGUUUGUAUUUAUUUUUCUAAAUUUUUUGGAACCAGUAGGUUUAUUGUUAUUCUUUUAAUGUAAGUCAUGGACCACUAUUUCCCAUAUGUUGUAUGAAUGAGUUUUGAGAAUGUGGCAACAUCUUCCUAUUCAUAGCUUGUAAAUCUGAGUCAUUUCAGUGUCAUCAUUCAUCUUAAGAAGUAAGGAGUGGGAGGUAAUGAUAUUAAUGAUACUGGUGUUUUUCCACAUGUUUAAUUUUAGUUAUUUUAUGUUGCUUUUACCUUGUAUUAAAUGUUCCAAUCUUGCCUUGUCAUUAUAAUUGAAUGAUUGUUGAGAGCAAAAUACGGAUGGAUGGUUCAUGUAAGAAAAGUAUAGAUGUUUAAAGAGGUGAGGUGUAGAUGCAAAAGUGUGGUUAAUAGUUCAGAGAGCAUUUAUUCAAUCUAUGCAGGAGCACUUACAAGAAAUUGAUGGAAGAGUAUCAUACUUCUGUACAUUGAACCUCUGUUGGCAAGAUGAAAGCACAAAGAUCAUAAUCAUUCUUCAUUUAAUGCAGCACAUGACUUCAUAUUUGUAAUAAGAUGUGCUAUGGAAAUAAAACGAAACAAAACUUAAUUUAAAAUUUUGAAAUGGUGUUUCGUUUGUUUGGCAAUGAUGUCAUAAGUCAAGUUCUGAAGAAAUAUCAAAAGAAUAUUUAUACAAUGAGAGGGAUUUUGGCACACUCUUUCAAUUUUCAAUGUAAUUGUACAUUGAAAAGUGCAGUCUUUCAUCAUAAUUCAUUUUUCAUUUGAAUUAUUAUUGGUGUACAAUACUUGUCAAUCUUUUCAAUGUGUGUUUGUUGUGCUUUUAGUAUUUCAGCUGAGGAGAAAGUUUGAUUUUAAAACCUACCUCAGUUUAUCAAAUUUGUGAAGAGGAUAGUGCAUCAGUAUACAUUACACUUUCUGGUGCAAUACGUUUCAUUCAUAUAACGUAAUGUUUAUACCUGUUUAACAACUUAACUUCAUGUGGAAUAAUUGAACAGUGCAUAUUGUCAAGUUUUCCAUUUUUUAUAAUAUAACUUCUCUCAGGACAUCAUAAUAUGCUUUGUUUCUUCCUUGAAACGAAUUGCUUUUCUGAAACAUAAGUGCAUGCAAUGUAAGCAAAGGAGUCAAUACUAAAACAUUUUCUUGGCUCAAUUUUAUUUUUUUACUUGUUUCUUCUGUGAUCAGAAAAGUUCAUUACAUUUGGGUAAUCAUAUUAGCAAAAACGAAUACUAAAUAUAAUAAAGGCAAUUAUUGUAAAUGUUGAAAUGUCAGGUACCUUUUAAAUGAAUUUUGGCAUUCACUAAUUAAUAAUAUUGUAACAUUUCUAUUUUCCCUCAGAUAUAUUUUAUCGAAGUAGUAAAUAUAUUCUGGUGGUGAGUAUAUUUAUGGAUUACACAACAAAGCUGAUAAAAAAAAGCAAUGGCCUCUGGCCGAAGCAAUUGUCCAUAAAAGUGUUGGUACUUGUUGCAUGAAAAUCAGUCUUAUGAAUUCCUUCUUCUGUUAUUACCUGUGUUAGCUAUAAUUAUGGUAAUAAGAUUUUGUUAUUUCUUGUGAUAAUGCUUAAAGUUGAAUGUUGUUACAGUAUUGUAGAUUGUGCCACAUGAAAUGUUACCAUAGUAUAACAUUUUAUUCCUUUGGGAGGGUGAACUUUGCAAAUGGAAAUGGGAUGUCUUUGGUAUGAGAACAUUCACACAUUCACAUGAAUGUCUUUAUUAUUUUCACAAGAAUCUUUUGCAAAGAAAUGAGUGAAUGACUGUAAAUUUGAACAGCUCAUGAAUUGUAAGAAUGUAGCUCACUGCAAUUUUUUAAAAGUAAAGCAUAAAUUUUAUUAUAAAAUACAACUUCACAAUUUUGAAGGGCAUUGUGUUUGUAAGAGAUGGUUUGCAUCAGUAUUUUUGGCGAUUGGAAAGAGGUUGCACAUUUUCAGAAAACUGAUGUUUUCAAUGGUACUGUUGCUAUUUAAAAAGGAGUAAGUGAAGAAGCUCCAUUGUUUUUGUUGAUUUUUGUGUGUAGAUAUUGAUUCACUAACCGUAUGGUCAGGAGGAUAUUGUACAGAUAACAGUGUUCAUUGUGUAUAUGUAAAAAUAUUCAAAAAUUUAUCAAAUUAUAAAGAGCAUUAACUGCUCCUGGUGAAAAUGAUUAAUGUAUUGUAAACACUUGUAAUGUAUUGUAAUAUAUAAAAAUAAAUUGGUCUUAUGCUUGA
Molecule: messenger RNA, 3571 nt
Organism: Gryllus bimaculatus (two-spotted cricket)
Lineage: Eukaryota; Metazoa; Arthropoda; Insecta; Orthoptera; Gryllidae
Source: the annotation of a GenBank genome assembly